CCUAGCUGUGCUGACUCACAAGCUCAGAAACAGACACCAUGGUGCACCUGACUGAUGCUGAGAAGGGUCUGGUUACUGGCCUGUGGACAAAGGUGAACGCUGAUGAAGUUGGCGCUGAAGCCCUGGGCAGGCUGCUGGUUGUCUACCCUUGGACCCAGAGGUUCUUUGAGAGCUUUGGAGACCUGUCCACUGCCGCUGCUGUCAUGAGUAACGCCAAGGUGAAGGCCCAUGGCAAGAAGGUGAUUACCUCCUUUAGUGACGGCCUGAAACACCUGGACAACCUGAAGGGCACCUUCGCCAGCCUGAGUGAGCUGCACUGUGACAAGCUGCACGUGGACCCUGAGAACUUCAAGCUCCUGGGCAACGCGAUUCUUGUUGUGCUGGCUCGCAACUUGGGCAAGGAUUUCACCCCCUGUGCACAGGCUGCCUUCCAGAAGGUGGUGGCUGGAGUGGCCACUGCCCUGGCGCAUAAGUACCACUAA
This is a messenger RNA of Psammomys obesus (fat sand rat), 482 nucleotides long. Its product is annotated as hemoglobin subunit beta. The record is from RefSeq and is a predicted model, not a curated record. Gene Ontology annotation, molecular function: haptoglobin binding; heme binding; hemoglobin alpha binding. Gene Ontology annotation, biological process: oxygen transport; hydrogen peroxide catabolic process. Bases 39 to 482 code for a protein of 147 amino acids. Lineage: Eukaryota; Metazoa; Chordata; Mammalia; Rodentia; Muridae. The transcript has 3 exons. Gene Ontology annotation, cellular component: haptoglobin-hemoglobin complex; blood microparticle; hemoglobin complex.